GACAUAAUGGAGUAUACUGUUUCGCUCAUGAUACCCCCCAUGCGUUGCCAUUGCGUCAGGAUGAAGAGGCAGGUCAGUUAGCCCAUCGUGACGAAUAUACCUGGAACUGAGCACGGUGAUUACUAGAAGGAACCACGCUGUAUUUUUUUUUCAAGUGCAAUAUAAAAAAAAUAUAUAAAGUAAUCCCUUUAUUCGUAAAAACUAAAAUAUUCUACAAAUCUACUUCAUCUGUUACACUGUUUUGUUACUUUCUUUCAAAUUGGGAAUUUAGUGUACAAGAAAGAGACAAAACAGUUCGAUCUCUAUUUUACGAUAUUACUACUUUCUAUCACGUAUUGAUACUACAACAUACAACAUAUUUACAUAAAUGCAUCAAAAUCGAUUGAGCGUUUUUGGAGUUUUCUAUUGUUGGAUGAAAAUGGAAUGGUAACUCCGCCUGCGCUAACGGGAUACGCUGGCGGAGCACCAGUGAAGGGUGAUCGAUGAGAAUGAAAGCAGGCCAGUUAGCCCAUCAUGAAGAAUUCAUUAGGAAUUAACUACGAUAGUUUCCAGGGGGAAACGCGUGGAGGUCGACCUGGUUAGGUAUAUUGCUAGCAAUGGGAUUUAUAAUAUCCAUUACUAACAUUCCCUUUCUCCCCCGGUUUUGGAGAUUUACAUGAAUAAACAUUGUAACACGGGAUUUUUAUAUAUGAAAAAGAAAAGAAGUAAGAAAUUAUUUUCUGAAUUUUAACACGUUAUAUUGAACUUAUAUAUACUUAGAUAUAUUAAAACUCUAAUGAACAAAUAGUACAUUACUGCAGCGGCCAGCAACUGAGGCAUUGAUGGACGAACGUGCAAAUGUGAGCCGAGGUGUAGCCGAGGCACACAUACGUGUGUCCAUCAAUUAGUUACCUUCUUGGUAGCCAUGUUUCGAAAUAAAAGGUCAUUCCAUUUUCAAUUACAGGACAGAUAUGAGUUUACAUAGUAAUUUAUCUGGCCGUAAAACACGACAGAUAUGGAUUUUCAUACAACUUUUGCCAUCCGCUUCCCGCAUGCCUACAUGACCAGUACGGCAAUUUUGAUUUAUCUCUAAGAAGAUUGUCAAAAUAAUGCUCACGUUUCCAAGCAUGUUUGAGAAAACGUCUUUAUAAAAAUAAUAAUAAAAAAAAACUAUUUUUUUUUAUUUCUUCUUUGUUUUCAUCAGCCAUUACACCGGAGUGGCGUGAUGGCUUGACGUCAAUAUGUUAACAAAAUAGUAAUUUUACAUGCGCCCAAGGACAUUGAAUAAUUAAUAUUUACCGUAUGGAAUCCCCUGAAAUAUCAUACAUUUGUAUAUAGUAACUAUAUUUUUUUAAACUUCUAAAUAUAGUACCGAUAAUAAUGUUAGUAAUAUAAUAAAAUUGUGACUAGACGGUGUCUGUACAUGAGAGACAUUUAAGAAGUUAAGAUUUAAGUUUACCAGAGGGAGACUUUGUACAAAAGUCGAUUGCUUGGGUACCUCUGUCCUAUUCGUGUUUCAACCGUGAAGCAGUUGUGUUUGCAAGGCUGUGUUUUGGUUUGAAGGGUGGGAUAUGGCGUGAAUUUACUGGGUACAGAGGAAUAACAUCUGAGUUCUUAGGAAUGGCAACACAUGGGGAGUGUCUAUAGGCGACGGUUACCACUUUCCAUCAGGUGGGCUGUCAGCUUGUUUGCCAUUCUAAGUUGUAUAGAAAAAAAGAUGGCAUAUCUCAUUAUACUAGUACGAUAAUCAAUGAUUGUAUCACAGAAAAACCAACUUAAACUGGAAUAAAACCAUUUAUUUUGAUUUAUGGUAAAACUAAACUACUAAACCGAUUUUGAUAAAAUUUCUAUAAGAAUAAUCUGCAAGUAUACCCUUUCAGAUGAAAAAUAAUUUUUAAACACACAGUCGGGAUUUAACACGAUGAAAAAGCUUUUACAGCUAAAUAGUACUUACUUACCUGCUUCCUCACAGUUCUGCUAUGAGUACGUAAUCACGACGUGGUACAGUACAAUCCACGUCGAAACGUCAGCAAUAAUGAAGCAGGUGUGUACGUACUAUUUACCUGUAAAAGCUUUUUCAUAGCGUUAAGUCCUGUUUGUUUAUUUAAAAAUAUGUGUAAACAAGGCAAAAGUUUAAAAUUAAAAACUUAAUUUUUCAAAUCGGUUUAACAACUGACGUAGUUUUUAGGUGACAAACAAAAAAAAAAUACAAACGAAUCGAGAACCUUCUACUUUCGGUUGAAAAGAUAGAAGACUCGAAUUAAAUCCAAUUGAACAAAUGACCGGCUAAAUGAUAAAAAGUGAUAACCGUAGCCUGUAAACAUGAACAGCGCUAUAGACGUUACAGAAUAUACUGCGAUACCCAUGUUACUUUUCAAGUGUUGCCAUUCCUAGGGACUAUGGAGUUUGUUAGAUCCCUAGGGAUCCCUUCCAUCUUAGAGAUUACUUAAAAAAAAAAAUUACAAAUGCGGUCACUUGCAAACCAUUACAUAAAGUGAGAAUUCUUUUCUAUCGCUUUUCUCAAGAGCGACAAUGAAGCAUACGGCCCACCUGAUUGCAACUAGACUCGCGUCGUCCUUUUAAUAUUACUCAGCCGUCAAUUGCUUUAUUACUGACCACGGCUGUAAUGCGCUAUUAUAGAACACGUCACAGGAUGGUAAAUCCAAUUGUGCGUAGGUGGUCGUGAUAAUGAUCUUCCUCCGUCGUUUGGCCAUACUCUCGUAUCCCGUUGUUUAUCAAGGUAGAAGGUAUACGGUCAAAAAGACACGAAUAUAUUGAUCUAAGAAAAAUUUACGUCUGCAUUUUGAUGUUUGUCCUGAGCCUAUCGUAACGAUAAAAAGGAAAAAGUUUUAUUGUAACUUUUUUUUUUAUAUAAAACAAUAAAAACAAUAUGGACGACAAUCUUUGAAUGAGCAGUAAUCGUGUUUUGUGAAUUAACCCGCUAAUGAUGCUUCGUUUAUACAUAACCUUAGCCUUAAACUCUGUGUCAGCUUGUGUUCAUACAAAAUCAUAUUUUAAGUUUGUAAAAAAAUUGUUACUGCUACGGUAAUGUUGGUUGACAGGCCUCCAAGUGUGGAAGGUUUUGGGAGUGUGCUGAAAUAACAAGACAGUUAUCGAAUUUAACUAUUUUUUUAUUUGAUUUAUUUGUUUAUGUGAAAUUAAAUUAUAUAAUUCAUUUAAAGUGUGACUUCAAUAAAAUUGUAAUUAAUUAAAGUGUUAAUGAUUGUGAUAUUUUAUAUAAAGUAAUUAAUUAUAACUGAAAAAAGAAAUACAAAUGGAUUACAUUAGCAAAAAUAGACGUUUCAAUCCGCAGAGCCCGAGCAGGAAAAAGCUACUGAUAUGUUUCUCUAUAGGAAUCAGUAGCUUAAUAAUAGGAAUUGUGCUGAUGACCAUUGAUCCUGUUUUAAUCAUAGCUCAGUAUAUAAGUCGCGUGGCCAAAGACACUGUAGUUCAUAAAGCGCUCUCAAACGAGAUGUCCGGAGUAUUCGUUGACACGUAUUUGUUCAACGUGACUAACCCUGAGGAGUUCUUGUCUGGGGAGCAUGACAAGUUGAAGGUGGAGGAAGUCGGCCCAUUUACUUAUCAAGAAAUACGUUCGCAAGAGGAUUUAGAGUUGGUACCUGAGGCGGGCCUGAUGAGGUACUCUCCUCGGACUAAAACUGUAUUCGUACCUGAGAAGUCAAUAGCACAUCCCAAGGACGUCAUGGUCACCAUGCCAAAUAUUGCUUACUUGAGCAUGACUUCAAUGGUCAGUACAAUGCCCUUCUUCACCAAAAUGGGCUUCAACCUGUUGGCGAUGCGACUCAACUCUCAGUCUAUAAAGACGAUGACUGUAUUCGACUACUUGUGGGGCUAUAAGGAAGAUCUCAUUACGCUCGGCAACAACUUCCUGCCCGGCUGGAUCGGUUUUGGUAAAAUGGGAAUAUUGGAUAGGAUGUACGACAACACAGUGGACUAUCGUAUCGAUUUGGGCGCCACUAACGAUGACAAGUUUGAAAUAAAAAAAAUGAACGGCAGAGAUCGACUUACUGUAUGGGACGAUAAGGAUCCUGAUAAAAGAUCCAAAUGCAAUGAGUUUCACAACGCCUACGAGGGUAUUGCAUAUCCGGCAAAUAUGAACCCAGAAAAAGAGAUCAGGAUAUACAGAAAUGUCCUUUGUCGAUUUCUGGAGCUGGACUUCGUUGAGACUAGACCCAUGGAACGAGGCGUCGACGGUCUGGUGUACAGGAUAAGCAAUAGAACGUUUACACUGAAUCCUGACACGGAAUGCUUAUGCAGGAGAGGAAUGUGUAUUGAAGGAAUAUCAGAUUUAUCUCCAUGUUUUUAUGGACUCCCGUUAUCUCUAUCCGCCGCUCACUUUACUGGAGCUAACCCUAAACUGUACGAUCGUAUUGAAGGGAUGAAACCAGAUCCUAAGCGGUUUUCGAGUGAGUUUAUUAUUGAGCCGAAAAUCGGUAUGGUGCUGGACACAUUUUUCUCUGUGCAAGUGAAUAUUGUAAUGAGAGACGUCCGGUUCAACGACCUGGCCAAGAAGUUCGCUGAUAUUGUUAUACCGGUUGCGUUUUUCACAAUUUACCAACCACCGUUGACAAAAGAAAACCAUCAAACUCUGCAACUUAUGUACAUCAGUGGACCUUACAUCACUCUGGGUGUUGCCAUCACGCUACUUCUACUAUCCGCUGUGACGUUAUCAUACUGGAUACGCAUGAUGUACUGGAACUGGCUGUGCAGACAGGACAGAGGCAUCGCCUUCCAAACCCCAAGCACUUCAAAACUUAAGGGAGGAUUUUUAACAUCGGCUUUGCCUCUUUUACGCUAAGAUAACUAAGAUAAAUCGUAAUAAGUCUGUCCAGCAUUUUUCGAUGACCAACGUAACGCAGUGGUGAGCCUGCUCUACGUGAAUGGGGUCCCAGGUUGGAUAUGCAGUCGGGGCAAUUUAGGAAACAAAUUUAUCACUAUUGACCCGAGUAUUGGUGUUUUGGGCUGUGACUCCAGAUGUUUGUUGCCUGGUACUUUAUAACACAGGGUAUCUUAGCUUGAGAUGCAAGCUAUUUUUGUGAUUGUAACUGAUUGUACAUUAUUACUAUUGAUUUUGUAAAAUGGCUGAUAUUUAUAAGUAUUAUAUCGAAGACAGGAACUGCUAUUGAUAGGUACAUAUUUUACAUUGUUGUAUCAGUCAUUAAUCGUUCACUGCUGAACAUACCCUUCUCCAUAAGGAGGGUUUUCCCAGUAGGUGCUACGCUUGGCUGGCGAGUUGGCAAUUGCAGUUUGGGUUUUGGUGAUGUUCUAAGAGGGACGCUACUGCCCGUCCCUCCAAUUUAAGCUUCCUUAAUCGUCUCUUACGAUACUCACGGGAAAAGAAGGUGUGGCCUAUCCUAUGUGGGGAUCUACACGGCGAUAUAUAUUUACAUUACAGGGAAGAAAGUAUUUAGACAGGCACACGUGUCCAAACUACUAAAUGCCUUUAAUAUUGUGUAGGUGUGUGGUAGGUUCUUAGGUUAUUUUAAGUAUCUAUUUAGACAUAGGAUGACUGAAAUAGCAGAUGAAACAUAUUUCGCGGACAUACAAUGUUUUCCAGGAGUUCUCCCGUAGAAGCUUUGUUUUUAUACCACGAAGGUAGCAAACAAGGAUACAGCGCGUCUGAUGGUAAACGGUCACUGUAGUAUGUGGACGCCUGCAACACUAGGGGUGUCACGUGCACGUUGCCGAUCCUGAAGAAACCUUAAUACGUCUUUCUUGAAGAACCCCAUACUGUAGUCUCUAGGGAACACCUCGGCAGGGAGCUUAUUCUACAGCCUGAGCAUUCGCAGGAGAAAAUUUCUUUGAAACUGCACUGUACACGACCAGGUUUGAGCGUGUAAGGAUGAAUUCCUUGUCGAUGACGAGCGGUGCGAUGGUAAAAUUAUUUCGAACAUUAUUAUUUUGGAAUCGAAAUAUGGGUCGAUAAAAAAUUAUUAUUGCAUCGAAUUAUACAGUAAAAGGACGGAGAAAGGAAGAUGGUACACGUGCAGUCGGAUGAAAAAAUAGACCUGUUUUUGGUAAAUCAUUUGUGUAUAAUGAAAUUAUGCUUAUAAAAAAUGAGGAAAAUG
Galleria mellonella (greater wax moth) is the source of this 6068-nucleotide messenger RNA. Its product is annotated as scavenger receptor class B member 1-like. Gene Ontology annotation, molecular function: scavenger receptor activity. Lineage: Eukaryota; Metazoa; Arthropoda; Insecta; Lepidoptera; Pyralidae. Gene Ontology annotation, cellular component: membrane; cytoplasm. The transcript is spliced from 11 exons. The record is from RefSeq and is a predicted model, not a curated record. Bases 3254 to 4798 code for a protein of 514 amino acids.